CUUCCCAGGGCCCUGGAGCUGCCUCAGGAUCCGACGUCCUUCCAACCUGCUGCGCCUCCUGCAGAGGCUCCCAGGGUUCCCGCGUCCCAGCCCCGGGCUGGGCGCUGAUGGAACCGCAGCGAUGUUCGCUCUGGCUAGGCUGCUGGAUUUCCAGAAAACCAAAUACGCAAGAUUUAUGAAUGACCGAGUCCCGGCGCACAAGAGGUACCGGCCCACAGAAUAUGAACAUGCAGCCAACUGUGCCACUCACGCUUUCUGGAUCAUUCCCAGCAUCCUUGGCAGCUCCAACCUCUACUUCCUGUCCGACGAUGACUGGGAGACCAUAUCUGCCUGGAUCUAUGGCCUUGGCCUCUGUGGCCUCUUUGUGGUAUCCACCAUUUUUCACACGGUCUCUUGGAAGAAGAGCCACCUCAGGAUGGUAGAACACUGCCUGCACAUGGUCGACAGGAUGGUCAUAUACUUCUUCAUUGCGGCCUCCUAUGCUCCUUGGUUGAACCUUCGGGAGCUGGGCCCCUGGGCCUCCCACAUGCGCUGGCUGGUCUGGAUCAUGGCCUCCAUUGGUACUAUCUAUGUCUUUUUCUUCCAUGAACGGUACAAGCUUGUGGAGUUGCUCUGCUACGUGGUGAUGGGUUUUUUCCCUGCCCUGGUCAUCCUCUCCAUGCCCAACACUGAGGGCAUCUGGGAGCUGAUGACAGGAGGGGUUUUCUACUGCCUGGGCAUGGUGUUCUUCAAGAGUGAUGGAAGGAUCCCCUUUGCCCAUGCCAUCUGGCACCUCUUUGUGGCAUUUGGUGCUGGUACCCACUACUAUGCCAUCUGGAGGUACCUCUACCUGCCCAGCACACUACAGACCAAGGUGUCCAAAUGAGGUGGCCCAGACUUUAUGGGUCAUUUGGACUUUAGGGUCAAAGCAUUUUGGGAAAUGAACUGUGAACUCUAACCCAGGUCAUAGUGCCAAGGUCUGCCUGCCUUCUCCUGGAUUGAAUUCUUCAUGGGUCUAAGGUACCUUUCAGUGAUGGCAAGACCCACCUUUUGACUCUCCAGCAAAGAAGAAAAAACAUUUAGUCAUUUCCAUGGAGGAGACAUUAAUUCAGUA
This is a messenger RNA of Acomys russatus (golden spiny mouse), 1093 nucleotides long. RefSeq names its product monocyte to macrophage differentiation associated 2 (gene Mmd2). The coding region runs from base 122 to 865 and encodes 247 amino acids. Lineage: Eukaryota; Metazoa; Chordata; Mammalia; Rodentia; Muridae. The transcript is spliced from 7 exons. Gene Ontology annotation, molecular function: pore-forming activity. Gene Ontology annotation, cellular component: membrane. The record is from RefSeq and is a predicted model, not a curated record.